AUGACGCAAGAUCCAAUACGGGACAUGCCAAAGACCGACCAUAAACACAACAAAAUUGAUAAAUUGAUUUCAGAGAUAUUAAAUCCCUAUGAUGAAAAUGACCGUUCAUUAAUGAAUAACAUCGAAUAUGAGAGAUGUUGGAAGUGUUACGCAAUUAAGAUAUUGUGGGAUUACGAGCUUUCACACUUCCAUUGA
Clunio marinus is the source of this 195-nucleotide messenger RNA. NCBI's taxonomy places the organism in Eukaryota, Metazoa, Arthropoda, Insecta, Diptera, Chironomidae. The record is from the annotation of a GenBank genome assembly.